Messenger RNA from Carica papaya (papaya), 1046 nucleotides. Its product is annotated as AT-hook motif nuclear-localized protein 25-like. The record is from RefSeq and is a predicted model, not a curated record. Gene Ontology annotation, cellular component: nucleus. Gene Ontology annotation, biological process: vegetative to reproductive phase transition of meristem. Lineage: Eukaryota; Viridiplantae; Streptophyta; Magnoliopsida; Brassicales; Caricaceae. Gene Ontology annotation, molecular function: DNA-binding transcription factor activity; minor groove of adenine-thymine-rich DNA binding.
GUAGCUCUCCCUAUUUCUCUCUCUCUUCUCUGUUUGUUCUUGCAAAGAUCUACAUCUUGGUACAAGCUUACAGAACAAAAACACUUUUGUCAGUAUUAAUAAGCUUCAGAAACAUCAGAUUCCAACUUCAUAAUCUCUCUAUCAAUGUCUGAUUUGGAAACUCGCCACUACGUCCACCAACUUCUGGGAUCAGAUCCAGUGCAGCUGCAUCCUCAAAAUUCAAACGAUGACGCACCAUCCACCACUACUUCCGUCUCUGCAACACCAACCUUUGGACGAAGACCACGUGGACGUCCGCAGGGUUCCAAGAACAAGACAAAACCACCAGUGAUUAUCACUCAAGACACCCCCAACGCGCUCAGAUGCCACAUCCUGGAAAUUUCCAACGGUUCCGAUGUGGUAGAAUCAGUCUCCAACUACGCCACCCGCCGCGGCCAAGGCGUCUGCGUACUUAGCGGCACAGGAGCUGUAACCAACGUCGUGCUCCGGCAGCUAGCCGGGAGUGGGCCGGUGACACUGCCCGGAAGAUUCGAGAUUGUGUCUUUAUCGGGAACGGCAUUACCGCCGCCGGCGCCGGCGGGAGCUGGUGGGUUGAGUGUAUAUCUGGCGGGCGGUCAAGGACAGGUGGUGGGCGGAAUGGUGGCGGGUCCAUUGAUGGCUUCUGGUCCGGUGGUUUUGAUGGCGACGUCGUUUCAAAACGCUGCGUAUGAUAGGUUACCGUUGGAAGUGGAAAAGAGUGCGACGGCGGUGCAGCCAACAGCUUCGCAGUCGUCGGGACUGACAGGGAAUGGAGAGAAAAUCGGUGGCGACGGAGGCGGCGGCGGGGCAAGGGGUGUUUCGCAUAAUUUGGAGAGCUAUCCGUUCCCAGGUGGGGCAGGAGAUAUUUUGGGUUGGGGCUUUACCAGCGUUUAGGAUACAGCAAGGCCGCCAUUUUAGAUUUAAGCUUGUGUUCUUCUUGUUUUACUAUCGUUGUAGAAUUGUUUCUUUGUUGUUUGUUAAGAUUUGAUGGUAAUUGGAAUGAAAAGAUUUUGCGGUUUCUUUAAAUC